This is a messenger RNA of Aspergillus steynii IBT 23096, 945 nucleotides long. Its product is annotated as putative short chain dehydrogenase/oxidoreductase. The record is from RefSeq and is a predicted model, not a curated record. Lineage: Eukaryota; Fungi; Ascomycota; Eurotiomycetes; Eurotiales; Aspergillaceae. Gene Ontology annotation, cellular component: intracellular anatomical structure. Gene Ontology annotation, molecular function: oxidoreductase activity, acting on NAD(P)H, oxygen as acceptor. The transcript is spliced from 2 exons. The coding region runs from base 1 to 945 and encodes 314 amino acids.
AUGUCUUCUACUUUGUCUCGAUCGCUGUUCCAAACAGCUCGAUCAUUCAAAUCCGCUUCUACGCUUCCUCUCUCGCGGGUAGCGUAUUCUAGCACACAUAGCGCAAACCACAUUCAGACGCGGAUGCCCCCGCUACGGGAAGGAGCCAAGGCUGGACCUCGAUUCAAGGAGUUCGAUUUGCAAGACCGUGUCUAUGCUAUCACUGGUGGUGGCCGAGGACUUGGGCUUGCUAUGGGAGAAGCCCUGAUGGAAGCGGGUGCCAAAGUACACUGUUUGGACCGUCUGGACAACCCGCACCCUGACUUCCUGAAAGCGAAAGAGCACGCCGAGAGCGAAUACGGCGGCAGCAUUGAAUAUCACCAGAUUGACGUCCGUAACGACGCCGAGGUCAACAGUGCCUUUGCCGAGAUUGCCGGCCAGCACAAACGCUUGGACGGCCUGAUCGCCGCCGCCGGCAUCAAUCACCUGCAGAGCGCCCUGGAGCACUCGCAGGUGGCCAUGAAUGAAGUUAUGCAGAUCAAUUACAACGGUGUUUUCAACUCCGCCACUGCCGCUGCGCGGCAAAUGUUCAACUACCAGCAGAAGGGCUCCAUCGUGCUGAUUGCGAGCAUGAGCGGACUGAUUGCCAACAAGGGCAUGACCUCGCCCGUCUACAACUCCUCCAAGGCCGCUGUGGUCCAGCUGUCUCGCAGCUUGGCCAUGGAAUGGGGCCGACACGGUAUUCGUGUCAACAACAUUUGCCCCGGUCACAUCAUCACGCCCAUGGUCGAGCAGGUGUUCCAGCAGAACCCGGCCGCUCGUGCCGUCUGGGAAGCCGAGAACAUGCUCGGUCGUCUUGCCUAUCCCGAGGAAUUCCGAGGCGCUGCUCUCUUUGCCAUGAGCGAUGCUAGCAGCUUCAUGACCGGAAGCACCCUGGUCAUUGACGGAGGACACACGGCGUGGUAA